UUAUUUCGCAAAAUGCGGUCCAUUUUUGCGAUCAUUUUGUUGGGCCUGAUUCACGGUACCGGUGCCCUCGAGUGUUAUAAUUGUCAGAAUAUAGAGACGCCAUCAGCAUGUAAUCAGUCGCAGUUGUGUACUGUAGGUCAGUCAUGCUUUUUGGAGGCAACAGAUACAGCCCAUGGAGUAUUAUAUCAGAUGGGAUGUUUAAGCAAUGCAAUGUGCACAAUCCAAGAUACUAACGCGCCUGGGAUCGUUGGUCGCUCAAUCAUACAACGACAACAAACCUCUUGCCAUGAAUGCUGCUCGAAGAGUAUGUGUAACGACCAGUUAUGCGCGCACAGCAAACCCACAGCGUGUGUGGAUGCAGAAACGUUUGACUGCGCACAAGCAAACACCCUCUUCAGUAUCUGUAAGGACGUGCAGCAUGCAAAGGUCGCUUGUCCUCGCUUCUGUGGACUUUGCAACCUAGUUGAUGGAAAUUGGGCCGCGUGGUCACACUGGUCGCCUUGUGACGUCACGUGUGGAAAUGGUUCGAACACCCGCACGCGGACUUGUACAGACCCUGCACCUGCAAAUGGAGGCCUUAAUUGCACAGGGGCGGAUAAACAAAACAGGGAUUGUAUGCUAGACAAAUGUCCAGUCCAUGGUGGGUGGAGUGACUGGUCAAGUUGGGGCGCUUGCUCAGCGACAUGUGACGUCGGUCUGGAGAGAAGAGAUAGGACCUGUACCAAUCCAAAACCUGACCUGUUUGGGGACCACUGUUUUGGAGAUAACCAUGAAGAUAGAGUUUGCCGCAACACAUCAUGUGCAGGUGAUGGUGCAAGGAUUGCAUUCAGCGCCCUUCUAAGUACUAGUCAAACAAGAAGUAGUGGUCAAACAAUUGUAUUUGACAGGAUUACUGUGAACCAUGGAAAUGGCUAUUCUUCAUCUACCGGACAAUUUACCGCACCGCAGGCAGGAACAUACCAGUUCGGUUUCAGCAUCAUGUUUUAUGCGCCCCUUUCCACCGACAAUGAGUGCGGAUUUUUCCUUAUGAAAGGCUCAACUCAAGUUUUGAGAAGCUGGAGUGACACACAUUCAGGAAAAAAUGGAUAUAGCCAGUCUAGCAUUUUUUCCCGUGCCUCAAUUUGUCAACAAACUAGCGUGGUCCUCAUCAUUACCUGGAAAUCGACCGGUCUACAAGCAAAACACACUGGGCUCUGACAGUAAGAUGACUGAAUAGCCACGUAUCAUGAAACACACUCUUAAACUAAGAGAAAUGUUUUAUAUCCAAUGAUUAUCCGCAAUUGUUUUGCCAACACAUUCGACCUUUUUUAAUUUUCAUUCAAUAAAUGGCGGCUUAGUAA
Mya arenaria is the source of this 1340-nucleotide messenger RNA. RefSeq names its product hemicentin-1-like. Gene Ontology annotation, molecular function: protein binding. The transcript has 10 exons. The coding region runs from base 13 to 1197 and encodes 394 amino acids. Lineage: Eukaryota; Metazoa; Mollusca; Bivalvia; Myida; Myidae. The record is from RefSeq and is a predicted model, not a curated record.